GCAUUUCACCUCAUCUAUAGUACACAGACCCCUGUUGCCACCACCACCACCACCACCACCACCCUCCCUCUGCACUCGAUCCGCAUCCGCAUCUACAUCUCCGUCAUGAGCGAACUCCCCGAGGCUGUGGAAAAGUAUUUCCAGGGAACUGCCACCGACGAGCAGGCCCUGGACAUCUAUCUCGACUCGACCAUCCGAGAGUUCCUGCACGGUGGCGACCCCAAAAUCCACGCCGCCAUCGUUCACUCCAGGGACAAGAUCCGCGACAUUUUUGGCAAGCACAAGCUGGACGAUACUCGCGAUGUCCAGGACUACAUUCACGACCUGCAGGCGAACGUGCUCGCCCAUGCCUUUCGUGCCGCCUCGCCUCGCAUGAUAGGCCAUAUGACUGCCUCGGCCCUGCCGUACUUUCAGCGUGGACUGGCUCGACUGAUCUGCGCAACGAACAACAACCUUGCCAACGUCGAGAACUCGACGACUCUCACUCUGCUGGAGCGCGAGACGCUCGGACUCUUGCACAGCCUGCUCUUUCACAAUGAAAGCCUUGACUAUCCCGAGAUCAUGCACGCACCCGAUCUCUGUCUCGGUGUCUUCACCUCUGGCGGAACAGUGGCCAACUUGACGGCCAUGUGGGUCGCUCGAAACAAUGCCCUGGGUCCGCGACCCGAUGCCGAGCCUCCUCUGGCGGGUGUGCAGACGGCCGGACUGGCUCGUGCGCUGAUCCAGCGCGGAUACGAGGGUGCAUGCAUCAUCGGCUCCGAGCGCAUGCACUACUCGUUCAAAAAGUCUGCCGAUAUUCUUGGACUCGGCACCGAAGGGCUGGUGCUAAUUCCGACCGACGAAAACUACCGAGUCAGAACUGAUCUCAUGGAACAGAAAAUUAUGGAGCUGAAGGAAAGCAACAUCAUGGUGAUUGCUGUUGUUGGCGUUGCCGGCACAACCGAAACGGGCUCGAUCGAUGAUCUCAACGCCGUCGCCGACCUGGCCCAGACCCACGGCAUCCACUUUCACGUCGAUGCCGCCUGGGGCGGGCCGAUGGUCUUUGCCCCCAAGUACUCGCAUCUCUUGGCAGGCAUCGAGCGCGGCGACUCCAUCACCAUCGACGGACACAAGCAGCUCUACACCCCCAAUGCCGUUGGCAUGCUGCUCUUCCGCAACCCCGAAGCCGCCGCCAACAUUCGCAACACCGCCAACUAUAUUGUGCGCGAGUCGUCCCCGGACCUUGGCCGGUACACCCUCGAGGGAUCGCGCCCGGCGACAUCACUCCAUGUGCAUGCCUCUCUGAGCCUGCUGGGGCCCCAGGGCAUCGGCGCCAUUGUCGAGCGAAGCUGCGACCUGACCAAGAAGAUGGCAAAGUACCUCAGCCAGCACCCAUCGCGCUGCUUUGAGGUGCUGCACCAGCCCAUGAGCAAUCUGCUCCUGUACCGGUUCGUGCCCAAGUUCCUGCACAAGCGCCGAGACGCCGGCGAGCUGACCGGCGAAGACCAAGCCGUCAUCAGCAAGCUCACGCGCGAGAUCCAAGAGCGACAGUCGCGGUCCGGCAAUGCGGGCUUUGUCAGCCGCACGUCGCUGUUCUACCAUGCUGCCCAGGGCCCUGUCGACGCUUUCCGUGUCGUCAUUGCCAACCCACUCACGGUGUGGCGUGACAUUGUUGAAUGUCUUGAAGAACAGCUUGUCAUGGGGCAAGAGCUGAUGCUGGAGAUGUAGUAGCAGUUGGAGAUGUAGCGGCAGCAGCCCCGGUAUCACGCGCGGGCCUUUGGGAUGCGGUAAGAAAAAGUUCAUGUACACAUGGGCAUCCUGGUAUUUGGCAGCAGCUUGACUCACAGAGUAGCAGUUCAGCCACAGGCGUAAUAAAUGCCAAUCGAUCGUC
Messenger RNA from Polychytrium aggregatum, 1870 nucleotides. RefSeq names its product putative pyridoxal-dependent aspartate 1-decarboxylase. Gene Ontology annotation, cellular component: cytoplasm. Gene Ontology annotation, molecular function: pyridoxal phosphate binding; carboxy-lyase activity. Gene Ontology annotation, biological process: carboxylic acid metabolic process. The record is from RefSeq and is a predicted model, not a curated record. The transcript has 8 exons. Bases 106 to 1707 code for a protein of 533 amino acids. Lineage: Eukaryota; Fungi; Chytridiomycota; Chytridiomycetes; Polychytriales.